GAAUGUAAAUUAUGAAUGCCGUAAAUAAAUUUUGGAUUUAAAUCCAAGAUUAUUUCAGAAGAGGAAUUAAUUUUCAAAAACUUUUAGAGUUAGACCAAGAUAACUCUGCAACGAUUUUGUAGCACAGAGCGUGGAAGUGUUACAUUAAACGUCAUAAUUUAAUAGAUAUUACCGCUAAGUUAUAUUGUAUGUCUAUGCCGUUGAGUUAUCUUGGUGGUAUAAUAGUAUCCACAGACGACCGCAUCGGACCGCGACCUUAAUGCGACUUGGAGCCGUGCGCCGCAUUUUCGAUCGUGUGUAAGGCAACAGUACGGCAGUUAAGAACGCACCUAUAAGUGAGAGCGAGAUAACGAUAUUUUGACCGCACCAAAGUCGCGGUCCGGUGCGAUCAUUGACGAUCUUCAUAAAUUUGAUGAAAUGAUACAAUUACUGGCAACAAUUAAAAAUUAUUCCAAGCUGUUCGAGCACCAGCAAAUAACGCAUUGUUUGUUAAAAAAUUGCGACGAUGAAUGUUUAGUUGAGAGUGAAUGAAAUAUUGUAAACUAUCUGUCUCCUUCGCUUUGGUUGGUUGGUUGGGUGCGCUGCCGUUUAUCGUGCUUCAUGAUUUUAUAAAGAUUUUUCGUUUCGUUAAUCAAUUAUAAUAUCCUUACCUGCAAUUCUGCAUCGGUUUGUUAUAUGUGUUCAUAGUGAUAUUUUACUGUGCAUGGUAAUCAAUGCUGCUGUGCACUGAAUAUGGCUGACGAAAGACUAGUGGUCCUAAACCGUAGUGAUAAUUUGGGAUUUGGAUUCUCACUGCUCGGCGAAGCCGGUUUGCCACACAUUAUAUACGAAAUCGAAGAAAACUCUCCUGCAGCUCGUAGCGGCGAGGUGGAGGCUGGAGACGUAUUGCUCAAGGUCAAUGGGACUGACGUGAACCGGUUCACCACACGAGAAGUUUUAAAAUGUUUGCGACUAUCGUCGGAUCCCGUCACUUUAAGACUGAAAAAGGACCCACAGAUCAAAGCGAACGUGAGGCGGUACUUGUCGUCCGGCGAGCGGCGGACGAGUGGACCGCGAACGAAUCACGAUAAAAACUCACCACCCUCUAGCAAGUCAAGCAAAUCCUCCAACAGCAACUCCUCGAGUAACUCCUCAAGCAACGGGUCGGGCGUGCAAUCGGGCGAGAGUUGUGAAGCCCUCCUAACAGAAGACCGCGUGGACCGGCGGCCUCGGGCUAAUCAACCCAAGUUCGAGGCCUACAUGAUGACGGGGGACCUCAUGCUCAACCUGUCGAGGGUUGAGCAUCCACACCACAACAACCAUGUGCCUAUGCACCGGACACAUUACCAUAGGUACAAUUCGACGCCAGCAUCACCAAUAGAAAGCCGGUUAGGCGGGCGGGAGGUCACACAGCGGCACAACUCCUCGCCCGACACCGGUCUAUUGGGAGACCACUCCAACAAAUUAUAUAGUUCCCAACCCGCGUCGCCGGCCAGCGGCACGGCGGGCGCCGAGCUGCCGGCGCGCGCGCCGCUCGCCGUGCGGACCUCGCGCUCCGAGGACCAUCUCCAGAAGGAGUCUUCCCUGAGCGCGGUAGCAGUAGACAUGGAGGAAGACGUGACGUCAUCACUCAACACGUUGCUCGACGCGCGGCCCGACUCAGCCACCCCCGGGCCUCGCUCCGAGUCGGACCCCGUCCGGGACAGCAGGAUCGUGUGGACCUACAACGCCCCUGUUUCGUCGGCAUCAGAGCGGACACACUGCAACGGCUCGGGGCACACAUCAAAUUCCACUUCCAUCUCCGACGGCAUGUCGCAGAGGUCGUCGUCGCCCGCGUCGCCCACGUCGGCGUCGUCGUCGGCCAUGUCGUCGCGCGCCACGCCGCCGCACCGCGCGCCCGCGCCCGCGCACGCGCCGCACAACAUCAACCACCGCCCGCUCAAUGGCGACAUGAGUCUCUCCGAAGCCGUCUCAAACAUCUCUAGCCCCGACUACCAAGACCAAGACGACAUAUUCGAAACCGGCCGUGAGUGCCCGCGGAUGGAGCUCUCCGACCCCUCGGACUCCGACUCAACCAUACUAGUCUCCGAACCUUGCCAUAAGAGGGCUAAGUCUAACUCGUUCUCGAACGAUCAUGGAAGCGAUGUGACGCUGAAUGGGGAUAAUAAUGACUACAGAAUAGUAAUACAGGUCAAAGGGCCGGAUAAAGGAGGAAAUGCGGAGAAUGUAAAUAAUAAUAAUAGUUACGCGAAUGGAAAGGAGAAUGGACAUUUACCGGAGAAUCAGGGGUAUCAGGAACUCUGUAGCGGCUCCGACGUGGGCUCGGACGAGGGCUCGGACGUGGACUCGCUGCACUCCUUCCACUACAGCCCCAAGGCCGUCGACAUCCCCUCCGCCGAGCGCCUCGCCAAACGGCUAUAUCACCUUGAUGGAUUUAAAAAGUCAGAUGUGUCCCGGCAUUUGAGUAAAAACAACGAGUUUUCUCGCGCUGUGGCCGAGGAGUACGUGAAGCACUUCGACUUCGCCGGUGCGACACUCGACGCGGCGCUGCGAGAAUUUCUCGCGAGAUUCGCGCUCAGCGGCGAGACGCAGGAGCGCGAGCGCGUUCUGGUGCACUUCUCGCGGCGGUAUCUCGAGUGUAACCCAGGCUCGUUCAACUCGCAAGACGCGGUGCACACCUUAACAUGCGCAAUAAUGCUCCUCAAUACCGACCUGCACGGUCUCGCAUCCGGCGGCGCGUUCCGGCGGAUGUCCUGCGCGGAGUUCGUCGACAACCUCGCCGAGCUCAACGAUGGCGAGAACUUCCCGCGCGACACUCUCAAACACCUCUACCACGCCAUCCGGACACAGCCGCUGCAGUGGGCGCUCGACACAGACACGCCAGCGGCGGCAGCGACGGCAGCAGCGGGCGCGGAAGCGACUCGAGCCGGCGCCAACCCGUUCCUAGAUGUGCCCGAUCAGUCACGUGCCGUCGAAUACAAGAAGGGCUACGUCAUGAGGAAAUGCUGCGUCGACCCUAAUGGCAAGAAAACUCCGUUCGGCCGACGGGGUUGGAAGAUGUUCUACUGCACGCUGCGAGAUCUCGUGCUGUUCCUACAUAAAGACGAACACGGGUUCCGACGCGGACAGAUGUCUGAUAAUCUACACAAUGCCAUUCGAAUACAUCACGCCCUAGCGACGAAAGCGACAGACUACACGAAAAAGCAGCACGUUUUUAGAUUGCAAACGGCGGACCAGGCCGAAUAUCUCUUCCAGACAAGCGACUCAAAGGAGCUGUGUUCGUGGGUGGAGACGAUCAAUUUCGUGUGCGCCGCGUACUCCGCGCCGCCGCUGGCCGGCGCCGUGGGCUCCCAGCGCAAGUUCCAGCGCCCGCUGCUGCCCUGCUCGCACACCAGGCUCUCCAUGCGUGAGCAACUAGCGGAACAUGAAGAGCGAGCGGCGCGUUUAGAAGAAGAGUUGGCAGCGCUCAGGCACGCGCGCGACGGGCCCGCCAACAGGGACAAGGACCUCUACUUGCAGUAUGAGGUGAAGCGGUACCGCACGUACGCGGCGGUGAUGCGCGCCCGCGCGGGCGGCGCCAGCGCAGAAGCGGCGGCCCCCGCGCUGCCGGCGCGCGCGCCGCCGCCGCCCGAGCGCGCGCCGCCGCCCUGACGCGCCAUGGCGGUGUUCGCCGCCUGCGUGCUGUGACCCGCGCCGCCCCGCGCCCCCGCCCCCGCCCCCGCCCCCGCCCCCGGCCUGCUCGGCGCCCUCAGGAACCUCUUCUGCGGAACUGACGUCCUACUCUAACCAUCCACCAUUGGUACGCUACCUCCCAUUCGGCAGUAUACGCGACGGGUUGGAAAGGUCUUGGAAUAUUGACGGGCCGUUUAUAUCAUAAGUUAUAACUCGAUUUCCACCUCUUUUGAAAUCUUUGAGGAUCAUCAAUAACUGAACAAAAUAACCAAAAAAGUGGAAACUAACAUAUAUAUAUACGAAAUUUCUUAUUUGAAAGAGUAUUUAUCGAAGUUCUAGGUUGUCUUCAGGAUCUAAAUGCGAAAUAAGAAACUAACGAUUUUCUAAUCUUGCCUUCUUUUCUAUCACUUUCCCAUUAAUAUUAUUCUUCUACUCGUCGACUGUAAUAGUUGAAUUAUGAUUUCGUAUACCAAACUGUUAUUACGUACUUUUUAUGUAUAGGCUCCCAACUCGACUAUAAUAUUCAUAAGCAAACGCUGUAGUCAACUAUAAUGAAAUUGACCAGUCACGGGCGCCGCGAUCCAGUGGAAAAAACACCAACGCGCGACUAAUUCAUGAGUAAUAUUCAUAUAUUAUGCACGCAUUGAUGUCUUUUGUAGUACUGAGAUACUUACCGAAUUUUUUUUAAUUAUUUAAGUUUUAUAGUAUGUGGAAAAAUUAUUGUAUACAAUUGUGAUAAUCAAGCUCAUCAAUCUCGUACCUUCAUUAGGCCACUCAGCAAGCUUCGUGGCCUAAACGUGGUACUCGACUGAAAAGCCCUCUAUUAUAUCACGAUUGUAUAAAAUACUGUUAUUCAUUAUUAUUUAAUAAAUUAUUAAACUUUGUUUACAUCACAAAGGAUACUCGCAUCUUUGAACUUUCUAAGACAAACUGUAUCAAAUCUAAAAUGAAACAAAUCUCUUCUGUGCCAUUAAAAUGUAAGUUAUGAGAACGUAUAAUUGCGAUCUCCAGUGAUUUAUAUUUAAAUCAUGAUGAGUUUGAGCGCAAUUUCUCUGGCAAUAAGUUGAGGUACAAUUAUAUCAAACAUUGUAUCGAAUUUUCAAUAAAAAAAAUCUAAUUACAUUACCGCAGAGCCCAAGCCAAUAUUACAAACCUUUACAACCAAUCGGUAUAUCCAAAUGAGAGGUUAAAAUUCAUCCCACCUAAUUAGAUCGUGACCAAAAAUAUAAAUAACGAAUAAUCUGCGACCCGAACGCGACCUUUUAUUCUAGCGACCUAGGUAUAAAACAUUUAGUUUAUGACAGCGAUUUCAAUAGAUACUAGCUUAGCUAGUUCUAGUUAAAAUAGCCCUAAGACCUUUUGUAACUAACAAUUCUCAUUUUGCGAGAUAUGAUCACUUUACUUUUUUGAUCAGAAAACUGUGGCAUAGUGUCUUAGAAAUUAUUCUAAACCAGCCAGCCCAGGUUAAUCUAGCCAAAUCCGUUGGCGAGAAAUUCCUGACACGAGCGCGGUUUUCUAUUGUACACUACUGUUAACUUUAUCGAUAAGUAGCGAUAGCUUUUAUUCCCACCAGCCAAAAGCAGAUGGUAUGCUGGUGCUGACAACUUUAAAAAAAUAUACAGUUUUGACCGAGUAACAUGACCUGACAUAAUAGUACAUUACGAUACAAGUGCAAAGAGAAGGAUAUUCGUAAAUAGUGGCGAUAAAUAAAAACAUUAUAACUUUCUUCUAUUUUGUUCUAUAUUUCUUGCUAUAUUAUACUGCUAAUUACCGCACUAGGGCGGUAAAGUAGCACCAUUUGUACUGUAAAAAAUAAUGAUGCUGUUACACUGAGUUGGUCACCGAAAGCCUUCCAAAAUCCUUAUAGAUCGUGUUAUUCACGACGACGUGUGCCUUGACUCGUAUUGUCAUGUAAUUAAAGGUUAGAUUUGACAAAUCUGCGCGUCAUUGUGGAUGACACGAACUAUAAAUAUCUCUAUUUCAACAGCUUUCUGAAAAACAAAGAAAAAGUUAAGUGAUCUUAUACAAAGCACAGAAAGGCUAUAAUACUGGUUUAUAGCGUUUUAUAGUGCCUACUAUAGCCCUUAUAACUAUGUAAACUGUAUGUUAGCAACACGCAGGCCGCAUGCCCGGCCAGUCCAUUCUAGUCGCACGCGUAGCCAAGUGCAGUCAGAAGUAGCUGAGCGGACGAGGAUCUUAACACAACUUGUUAUGCCCUCCUUAACAAAAUCAAAACUGUCAUUUUUCCUUUCACCAGUAACUUCACUUCAGCAAAAGGUGCUUUUCGAGAGUAAAUACACGAUUUAAGGCUCCUUUAGACCGUGCGAGAACUCGCAUGCGAGUUUCAUUACAUUGCGGUAUUUGAUCGGUCGGCGAAUUGGAUGUAACCUCAAUAGUCCGCAAUGUAACUAACAUUGCAUUCGAGUUCGUGCACCGUCUAAAUGAGCCCGUAUUGUAAAAAAAACUGUCCAAAUACUCCAAAUAAUUAUGGUAUGGCUUCAAGCCCUACAAUAUUUGAAGAAUUCCCUCGAUUUCUCCAGUAUCCCAUUACCAGAUCCUGACGUGAUUACAAAUGGGCUAACUUUGAAGAAUACCCGUUCAAAUAAAUAAAUAAAAACACCAAAGAUUUGUGUACGUUUUAGAAAUCGUUAAGCCUUUGACCGCCAAAGACGUCAACUGACGCGCGGCUACAGUCCAAUAUCAACUUUCGUGCAUUGCGACAAGGUUCACGAUGACGUGCCGUGCACGAUAUACAUUCAA
This is a messenger RNA of Cydia pomonella (codling moth), 6411 nucleotides long. RefSeq names its product PH and SEC7 domain-containing protein (gene Efa6). The record is from RefSeq and is a predicted model, not a curated record. NCBI's taxonomy places the organism in Eukaryota, Metazoa, Arthropoda, Insecta, Lepidoptera, Tortricidae. Gene Ontology annotation, biological process: regulation of ARF protein signal transduction. The transcript has 21 exons. Bases 733 to 3630 code for a protein of 965 amino acids. Gene Ontology annotation, molecular function: guanyl-nucleotide exchange factor activity; phospholipid binding; protein binding.